Molecule: messenger RNA, 1449 nt
Organism: Drosophila bipectinata
Lineage: Eukaryota; Metazoa; Arthropoda; Insecta; Diptera; Drosophilidae
Gene: Rad23
Product: UV excision repair protein Rad23
Biological process (GO): nucleotide-excision repair; proteasome-mediated ubiquitin-dependent protein catabolic process
Cellular component (GO): nucleoplasm; cytosol
Molecular function (GO): polyubiquitin modification-dependent protein binding; ubiquitin binding; damaged DNA binding
Source: RefSeq, a predicted model, not a curated record
UUGAUUAAAUUAAUCGUGUUUGGCUCGAUUAUUCGUCACUUUCAUGACGACUUGGAUGAAAAAUUUAAUAUUUGAAUGGAAUGCUAUCGAGUUUUCAUUUUAUAAAUUUAAAUAGAAAGAAAGCAGCUAACCAUGAUUAUCACAAUAAAAAAUCUUCAGCAGCAGACGUUUACUAUUGAUUUUGAUGCUGAAAAAACAGUGUUGGAAUUGAAAAUGAAAAUAUUCGAUGCUCGCGGUUCCGAGUAUAUUGUUGAAAAGCAAAAACUAAUUUAUGCAGGUGUUAUAUUGGUGGAUGAUCAUACUAUUAGCUCAUAUAAUGUUGACGAAAAGAAGUUUGUUGUGGUAAUGCUGACCCGAGAUACAGCAAGUUCAACAUGUCAAACGCGCAUUAAGGAAGCGGAUAAAAAUCAAACGUGCUUUCCAAAUACACAUACGUUACCUUUAGAAAGUUCAGAAAGUACAAAAACUUUUUGUGGUUCUACUAAUCCAUCUUUUACCACCGCUUCUUCUACUAAUGCAACGAUACAGAGUAACGAUUUAGUCGUUGAAUUGGAAAAUGCGUCGUUACAAUCACGCGCCGAAUCAAAUUUACUAAUGGGCGACGAUUACACCCAAACGGUUCGAUCAAUGGUUGAAAUGGGCUAUCCACGUGAGCAUGUAGAACGGGCAAUGUCAGCAAGUUUUAAUAAUCCAGAAAGAGCAGUGGAAUACUUAGUUAAUGGCAUACCUGAGGAAGAGGAAAACAUAUUUAAUGUUGAAGAAGAAUCUACGAAUCCCAGUUCAGCACAACCUGGUACGCAAAAUGUACCCGAAACUUAUAUCGGGCAGUCAGCUGGUUUCUCAUUAGAUCCCUUUGAAUUUAUGCGUAGCCAGCCACAAUUUCUUCAGUUGCGCUCAUUAAUAUAUGAAAAUCCGCAACUUUUACAUGAUGUUCUGCAGCAGAUUGGUCAAACAAACCCAGCUCUCUUGCAACUCAUUUCGGAGAAUCAGGAUGCUUUUUUAAAUAUGCUUAAUCAACCUAUUGAAAGUGAAUCAGGAACAGGAGACGCCGUUCCUCGCACUUCCUCUAACCGACGCCGUCGUGUAUUCUCAUCAGAAUUAGAGGGAGCCGUAGCGGCGCAACGCCUUGGAACAAAUGAAUUAAGAGAAAAUCAAACUGGAGGAAAUGAUGGCUUUGAACAACCUGGCGUCGCUACUAUCAGUUUAAAUUCACAAGAUCAAGAAGCAAUAGAAAGGCUAAAAGCGCUCGGAUUUCCAGAAGCACUUGUGUUGCAAGCUUACUUUGCCUGCGAAAAGAAUGAAGAGUUGGCAGCCAAUUUUCUCCUUUCCUCUAGUUUCGAUGAUUAAAAGUGUCAAAUGUAAAAAAUUUUAAUUAUGCAAUUCUAAAAAAACUGUUAUCAAAUAAAAAUAAACUAGGGUAGGAUCCAGCCUAAGUUGGAUAGAUAUAGA